AGGGAGGCAGCCGAAGGGCCAGUCAUCUCCUCACAUCGUUUCUGCAUCUACCACAAUCCCCUUUAUCCGUCCUGUAUGGUGGAUAUUAUUUUCAGCUCUUCUUUCUUGGAUGAUAUGGGGGAUCAUUCCAAAAAGAAGCCAGGAUUCGCGAUGUGUGUAGGAUGUGGAAGUCAGAUCCAUGACCAGUACAUACUGAGAGUCUCUCCCGACCUGGAGUGGCAUGCAGCCUGCCUGAAGUGUGCAGAGUGCAGCCAGUACCUGGAUGAGACCUGCACUUGUUUCGUCCGUGACGGCAAAACCUAUUGCAAAAGAGAUUAUGUAAGGCUGUUUGGAAUAAAAUGCGCAAAAUGCAACCUGGGAUUCAGCAGCAGCGAUUUGGUGAUGAGGGCCCGGGAUAACGUUUACCACAUCGAGUGUUUUCGGUGUUCGGUGUGCAGCAGGCAGCUGCUGCCGGGAGACGAGUUCUCCCUGCGGGAAGAGGAGCUGCUGUGCCGGGCGGACCACAGCCUGCUGCUGGAGAGGAGCUCCGCAGGAAGCCCCAUCAGCCCCGGACACAUCCACUCCAACAGACCGCUGCACCUGGCAGCAGACCCGGUCACGGUGCGGCAGGCCCCGCAUCGGAACCACGUCCACAAGCAGUCGGAGAAGACGACGCGGGUCAGGACGGUGCUGAACGAGAAGCAGCUCCACACGUUGCGGACCUGCUACAACGCCAACCCGAGGCCGGACGCGCUGAUGAAGGAGCAGCUGGUGGAGAUGACCGGCCUGAGCCCCAGGGUGAUCCGGGUCUGGUUCCAGAACAAGCGCUGCAAAGACAAGAAGAAGUCCAUCCUGAUGAAGCAGCUCCAGCAGCAGCACCACAGUGAUAAGACUGUAAGCAUCUUCAAUCUGCAGGGCCUCACAGGGACGCCUCUUGUAGCCGGGAGUCCUAUCCGACAUGAGAGUGCUGUGCAGGGAAACCCAGUGGAGGUUCAGACCUACCAGCCUCCAUGGAAAGCCCUGAGUGUCUUUCUCUGAAUCGGGCUCUCUCGGAAACUCCUCCGGCAGCGACGUGACUUCUUUGUCUUCUCAGUUACCGGACACCCCCAACAGUAUGGUACCCAGCCCGGUGGAGACGUGAAACGGGGCCCCUCAGACCUGUCGGUCCCCACUCCUGCAAGGACAAUUGCAGCAUGAUCCCGGUCCCCUGCAUGUGACCAGCUCAUCACAUCGCCCAAACUACAGAGGAGAGUGUUUUUUUUUUAUUUCAUGACACGGAGGAGAUGGAACCAAGAAAGCACCGAUUGACUCCGAGAUUUUUUUGUGGAGCUUUCAUUGACAAAAACUAAGCAGAACAAUUGUUGCAUGACUUGAUACGGAGAAAGAAGAUGUACAGAAGACCUCCCGAUGGAUAUACUACAGCAAACCUCCCCUCAAAAACCAAUUGGAAACAUUCCCAUGUCGAAACAAAUGGACAUUCUGCGAUUUCAUUGUGAUCAUAUUGUGUCUUGUUUCUUCAACAUGAGAAUUUUUUGAUACAUUUAUUGCGUUGUCGAGUCCCGUUGACUCUUUGUCUUAAGGUCAGAGCAUGAUAAACUGCAAAUUAUUCGUGUUGUAAAAUAUUUUAUCUUAAGGGCAGGUUGUUUGAGCUUCUCGAACAAAAAGUAAAUUAUUGUUAUAUUAUUUAUUGUUAGGAAAGCGAUUCGUAAAGGGAUUAUUAACUGAUAAAGAAUUAAAAAAAAAAAAAGCUGAAUACACAACGUGUCCUGAUGACCAAUCUUUGUACUUUGUCGCUUUUGGAUUUGCAAUCCAAUAUUUAUAAUAAUUUAAUUUGUUUGAAAAUGCAGCUCUGGAGAUAACAACAACUGUCCAUCUUGCAUUGCAAAAAUAAGACGAGAAACGAACUGACUGCACAUUUUAUUUGCCAGUGAUCUUAAUAUGGCGACAAAGUCAAAUUCACUGCCCAGAUCCAAAGCGGCAACAGAUCAUUCCUCCUCAUGACAGCGAGUCAUUUCUGAUUUGGGAAACAUGCAACAAAUACAAAGCUUCUAUACAGCCUUGGCCGUUUUGAGGAAUAUAUAAGCUUGAAAAAAAAAAAAAGUAAUUCCAGUUGCACUAAAUAUGUUGUUUGUCCUGUUCAACCUACGUAUAUCAAGUUGGCCUGCCUGGAUUGAAGCCCGGAGGCUCUGUUGUCUUAUCAUCCCCCUCCAUCUUAUGUGUCCCCCUUCGGUUAUGGAGCAGCAUUCGGCCAGUGGUCAUUUACUAUCUCGGGGGCAAAAACCUGCUGUAAAUUGUGCUCAGUCCAGUUACUCUGGUUGAGUCACAAGCUGGUCUAGACAGCGCGGAGGGAUCGGCGACCUCUUAUCUAGUCCUGGCAUCACCUGCAAGCGAUACACUGACUGAAGCCACAACAAACUAACUAAACACCCCCCUCCAUGGACACACACACACACACACACACACACACACACACACACACACACACACACACACACACACACACACACACACACACACACACACACACACACACACACACACACACACCCUCCCCAAAGCCCCUCUCGAAUGUGAGGGGAGCAGAGAGCAGCUCGUAAAGGGUCACUUCUCCUCCUCGGUUUAUAUAUUUUCCUUCAGUGAAUUGCGUUAUUGCGCACGGGUCAGCCGAGAUGACAGCUCAGGCUAAAUGAACCGACCUGCUUUACACUGUGCGCAGGACAAAAACAAAGCUGCCAUGUGUGCUCUGAAAAUCUGUGGCUAAACUUUUUAGCCUACAUACGUUUUUUUUAUUUUUUAUUUUUUUUAAGUGAGCACAGGGGUAUAUUCUAUUAUACUUCACGUUAUUUAUUUAUUCAACCUGCUUUGAAAUUAUUCAUCAUGCCAGGAGUGACUUUUAUUUGUCUUCGAUGCAGUUUUGUUAGACAAGGGAAAACAUGUCAUUAAUGGCAAGAAAAUAAGUCUUUAUAGCCUAUUUAAUUCUAAAAAAAGGAAAUAAUUGGAAACGCUGACAACUUGACUCAAUAAUACACCAAAUAAGUGCUUGUAUUUUGAUAUUAAAUGUUUUUCGCUGUGAAAAAAAAAAUCGUUUUUUAGUACAGUGACAGUGUCUUAAUCGGAAGUUUGACUGAAAGAAGACAGAUCAUAGAUUUGUAAUUGAGCUAUUUCAAAUAAGAUAAGUUAACAAUGCGAGCAGAUUAAGAUAACAGAGAUAAGUGAAGAAUAACAAUGGCGUUUACAGACAAGAAUGCAAGCCUAUUAUCUGUCCUCCAGCAGAAAAUCAUUGUGGGGCCAUAUAUGUUUCCCAAACAGCUAAUUUCCAGGAUACUGCGCAUCCCCUAAAGGCUCACUCGAGAUAGGCCACAUUUAAAUGAAAGAUCAAAUUAAAAUGAACUAACAUGCCAUUCUAAUUGUAUGGAGAAAAAAAAAAAGAUAAUCCCAACUGGUUUUAACCAAUCCGUUUUGUGCAACAAACAUGUGAGAGUUUUUUUUUAAAUAAAAUACAUGUUUUUAAAGCUUUUAUUUAGAGAUCAAAUCUAGCAGGGAGUAACAACACCAACAUAACAUAUAAGGAAAUAAUAAAAAAAAAAAAUUGGAAAAGAAUUAACAGGAAACGCUAUUAAAAUGUCAAAAAAUGCUACUGAAAAAUAAUUUAAAUGCACAAUUACAGUCACCAAAACAGCACGCGACACAUAAAUAAAUUGUAAUGUAAAUUAAAGAAAUUGUAAAUUGUAGCCCAAGCUGAAGUUUAUUCUCCAUUUUAUGUUUUCGUUUUCAGCUCGUAUUAGUCAGUGUUGCUCAUACAGACCAGAGAUCAUGUCCUCUGACACCCAUAAAACUCCUCGCCUCAGUACCUGCAGGCCAGAAGAUCUUCUAUCUAUGAAUGGGCGUUUCCCCUCCGUGCGUUAAACAAGAACCAAAAUAAACACCGGUGAUCCCUGAACACAUGCACACAGCUCCAGUAUCUACACCAUUCACUGGAUUACUCUCUCAAUGGGCCUAAUAGACUUGGUUUUAACGGAUCACGCUGGUCCUUAGUGCGCCAUUGACUUGCACGAAGAUACCCUAUUUUGAUUUUCUAAUUUAUUUCUCACGUUUUUGACGAAACACUGCGACAAUGUAGCUCCCCCCAACACACACAUCAUUUAGGAUGAAGUCCGGACUGUGUCUGCAUGUGUCAAGUUGCUUCGAAGCAACUUAGACGCUGUCAGAGGGAAUGACACCGUAUCAUUAAUGAUUAAGAGGACGAGUCCAUUUAAAGGUGUGAUGUAAUUCUCUAAUUGGUGGAGGGGUGAACGUAAUUAGAUCAUCACAGCGUGCUCAGCGCCGCCCACGACCACGAGUCACUAAACGGUCACCGACUGACAGACACAUGGAUCAUUCAGAUGUUCUUUAAUCCGUGUAGACGAGUUUGUUUUGUUAGUGUGUGUGUCUGUGUGUGUGUGUAGGGAAAACAUACAAAUAAAACUCUAAGAAUAGACAUUGGUACAUUUCAGCUGCUUUUCACACUUUCUUUUCUUUCCAAAAACACCAUAAUUUGAUUGCAUAUAUAACAGGUAAUUGCAUAGCCAUAUAUCCAUUAAUUUUCAAGGUUUUUAACCAACCAGCCAUAAUUGUAUUUAGAGCUUCAUUUAGCAGCAAAACAAUUUCAUAUUAUUUCAUUAAAAUGUUAUAUUUUGACCAUUUUAGGCAUUACUUUCCAUGCCUGAACCAGGCUUUCAACAACUCUAAUCCAUUUAGGAAAAAGGCAAUAGGACAUUGGCAAUGGAACUGUGGGCAUAUAUUACUCUCUGUUGCCAGUUUAUUAGGUACACCUAGCUAAAAGUAAUAUAACAGUCCUGCAAUUAAUCAUCCUAUUCAUAAAGGUUAUCAUGUUCAGGUUUUGUUGAAACUGUUUUAGAGAGAUGCUAAUUCAACUUUUUGGCCACUGCACUGACAAGUGUAAUAUUUUGUCCACCCCAUUUUUUAUCAAUGAGGUUAGACUAGAUAUUAUAAAACACUUGUCAGUAACUCAGUAGACUGUAAAGGCAGUCUCCAGAGGUCUGACACCAAACUGACAGUUUAACAUUUUUACCAUGGUUCAAGUAAUGAAUUGUCGAAUAGAUAAUUGAAAAGUCAAUUACCACAAUUCAAUUUAGCAAUCGAGCUGAAAGAAAAAAAAAAGAAAAAAAUAAACAAAACCCUCUCCAUCAGCUUGUUAUGACAACUUGCCAUUCACCUAUUUGCAUAUUGAAUCUUAAAGUACAAUAAAUAUCACUGGAGACAUCUUUGUUCUACAUACUGUGAAACGGUAAGAGCUAUUUUUUUAAUCUAUUUUUGAAUAGAUUAUUAUUAUUAUUAUUAUUAUUGUUGUUGUUGCUCCUUGCCAUUUAUUUAAAAAUUUCAAGGUAGCAGCACACAAAAAUCUGAUGGUCCAUCCAUAUGCCCAUAGAACUGAUUGCAAAUAAACAUUUUUAUAUUUGAACCUUUAGAAAUUGGGCAUUUUAGUUCCACCAACAGGAAGGUUAGUCCCAUAUUGUUGUGUGCAAAAGCAAAGGUGUUGUGCAUUUGAAUUCAAAUUAAUUUGAAAUUAUACAAAACAAUAAACAAGAGCAAUAUGUUUUUAUUGA
Perca fluviatilis (European perch) is the source of this 5585-nucleotide messenger RNA. It is a transcript of the gene isl2b, whose product is annotated as ISL LIM homeobox 2b. Gene Ontology annotation, molecular function: cis-regulatory region sequence-specific DNA binding; DNA-binding transcription factor activity, RNA polymerase II-specific. The record is from RefSeq and is a predicted model, not a curated record. Bases 76 to 1017 code for a protein of 313 amino acids. Lineage: Eukaryota; Metazoa; Chordata; Actinopteri; Perciformes; Percidae. Gene Ontology annotation, biological process: positive regulation of transcription by RNA polymerase II; axonogenesis; neuron fate specification. Gene Ontology annotation, cellular component: nucleus. The transcript is spliced from 6 exons.